Messenger RNA from Paramuricea clavata, 1137 nucleotides. Lineage: Eukaryota; Metazoa; Cnidaria; Anthozoa; Malacalcyonacea; Plexauridae. The record is from the annotation of a GenBank genome assembly.
AUGAAGAUACAGUCUAGUCUUGUCUUUGACAAAUGCUCUGGCGACCUAAUUGGUUUUAUUGACUUCGGUGAUCCAAUGGUCAAUUUUGCCUAUGUGGAAGAGGAAACUUUUGCAUCCCAUGCUCUUGCAUUUCUCGUUAGGGGACUGUGCACUGACCUCAAACACAUCAUCCCAUACUUUUUCACCAAAGAUCUGACAUCCUUCCAGCUAAUGCCACUGUUCUGGAGAGCUGUGUCUAUCCUCGAGUUGUCACUGCAGUUGUAUGUGUGUGCAGCUGUGAACGAUGGUGCAUCUGCCAACAGAAAGUUCUUCCGCCUGCAUUCACAACUGGCACAAGAUUUGAAGUGUGAUGUUGUAUACAAAACACGAAAUGUGUUUGCAAUGUCACGCUUCAUCUAUUUCUUUGCAUACUUGCCUCACCUCAUCAAGACAGCUCGGAAUUGUUUGUACAACUCCGGUUCUGGUUCCUGCAGCCGAUAUAUGUGGAACAAUGGACAAUUCCUGUUGUUUCGUCAUAUUGCUGACCUCUUUUAUAGUGACCAGGAGUUUGCACUUAACACACUUCCCAAGCUAACAAUGGAUCACAUCGUGUUAACCCCAUAUAGUAAGAUGAAAGUGAAACUGGCAAUGCAGGUACUUAGCAAGUCUGUGAUGAUUUCUCUUCAUGGGAAAGAAGAUGUUCAGGAGACAGCUAGGUUUUGUGGCAUGAUAAAUGAUUUCUUUGACUGCACAAAUGUUCGGUCAUUGACAGAACAUAUUAGAAAAAGAAAGCCAUUAAUCAAGCCAUAUACCUGAGCUGAUGACGAGGGGUUAUCUUGGUUGUUGAAUGUAUUUCUGGAAUACCUGAAUAGCUGGAAGAACAACAUCGCAACACGGCCUGGUACGUUCUCAGCUGAUGAGAGAGGCAAGAUGUUCUUGUCUCCGCAGACGUAUGAAAGAUUCAAGAUCUCAGUUUAUUCGCAUGUUGAAGCGAUCCAGUUCCUCUUGGAGAAAGGAUUCCAGUAUGUCUUGACUGAGCGAUUCAUGCAAGAUGUACUGGAAGACUACUUUGGGCACCAACGAAACAAAGGAGCAAGAUCAGACAAUCCGACAGCUCAACAAUUUGGAUACAAUGACCUAACUAUUGCAUCACAGUGA